CCCGCGGCCCCUCCCCGGGGUUUGCGCUUUAACCGCCCUCCCUGCUGUCCCUCGCAGGCGCGUCGGGACACCCCGAGGCAUCCUCCCCCGCCCGCGGGCCCGCCAGGCGCAGCUCGUGUCCGCGCUCGCAUCUCCCGAUCGCGGCUGCGCUGCUCCCCCUUCUGGUCUUGGGACUCCCGGCGGCGUCGCCCCUCCAAACAUGACUCGCGAUUUCAAACCUGGAGACCUCAUCUUCGCCAAGAUGAAAGGUUAUCCUCAUUGGCCGGCUCGAGUAGAUGAAGUUCCUGAUGGAGCCGUGAAACCACCCACAAACAAACUACCCAUUUUCUUUUUUGGAACUCAUGAGACUGCUUUUUUAGGACCAAAGGACAUCUUUCCUUACUCAGAAAAUAAGGAAAAGUAUGGCAAACCAAAUAAACGAAAAGGUUUUAAUGAAGGAUUAUGGGAGAUAGAUAACAAUCCGAAAGUGAAAUUUUCAAGUCAACAGGCAUCAACUAAACAGUCAAAUGCAUCAUCUGAUGUUGAAGUUGAAGAAAAAGAAACUAGUGUUUCAAAGGAAGAUACUGAUCAUGAAGAAAAAGCCAGCAAUGAAGAUGUGACUAAAGCAGUUGACAUAACCACUCCAAAAGCUGCCAGGCGAGGAAGAAAGAGAAAGGCUGAAAAACAAGUGGAAACUGAAGAAGCAGGAAUGGUGGCUACAGCAACAGCUUCUGCUAACUUGAAAGCAAGUCCUAAGAGAGGACGACCUGCAGCGACUGAAGUCAAGAUUCCAAAACCAAGAGGCAGACCUAAGGUGGUAAAACAGCCUUGUGCUUCAGAGAGUGACAUGGUUAUUGAUGAAGACAAAGGGAAAAAAAAGGGGCCAGAGGAAAAACAACCUAAAAAGCAGCUUAAAAAGGAAGAAGAAGGUCAAAAGGAAGAGGAUAAGCCCAGAAAAGAACCAGAUAAGAAAGAGGGGAAGAAAGAAGUGGACUCUAAACGGAAAAAUUUAGCUAAACCAGGGGUUACAUCAACCUCUGAUUCCGAAGAUGAAGACGAUCAAGAAGGUGAAAAGAAGAGGAAGGGUGGAAGAAACUUCCAGAGUGCUCACAGGAGGAACAUGCUGAAAGGCCAACAUGAGAAAGAAGCCGCAGAACGGAAACGCAAGCAAGAGGAACAAAUGGAAACUGAGCAGCAGAAUAAAGAUGAAGGAAAGAAGCCAGAAGUUAAGAAAGUGGAGAAGAAGCGAGAAACAUCAAUGGAUUCUCGACUUCAAAGGAUACAUGCUGAAAUUAAAAAUUCACUCAAAAUUGAUAAUCUAGAUGUGAACAGAUGCAUUGAGGCACUGGAUGAACUUGCUUCACUUCAGGUAACAAUGCAACAAGCUCAGAAACACACAGAGAUGAUCACAACCCUGAAGAAAAUACGGCGGUUCAAAGUUAGUCAAGUUAUCAUGGAAAAGUCCACAAUGUUAUAUAACAAGUUUAAGAAUAUGUUUUUGGUUGGUGAAGGGGAUUCAGUCAUCACCCAAGUGCUGAACAAAUCUCUUGCUGAACAAAGACAGCAUGAGGAAGCAAAUAAAACCAAAGACCAAGGAAAGAAAGGGCCAAACAAAAAGCUAGAAAAAGAACAAACCGGUUCAAAGACCUUAAAUGGAGGAUCUGACACUCAAGACAGUAGUCAUCCGCAACACAAUGGUGACAGUAAUGAAGACAGCAAAGACAGCCAUGAGGCCAGCAGUAAGAAAAAGUCCCCCGGAGAAGAGAGAGAGGCUGAACUAUCUCUGAAGGAGUCACCACUUGAUAACUAGGUUGGCGGACAUGUGGUGUAAAGAUGAUGUGAAGUCUGUUGUGAGUGGCUUCAUUUGAAAUCCUUAGGCUGCUGAAAGGGUUAAAUUUUUAUAAGCAUAGGUUUGAUGUUUAAGUAGUUUGGGGGAAGAAAAUCCCUUUAUGUUUGUGUAAAAGUAAAACUUAUUGCUCAUUUUCCGUGUGCAGUAUUAACAGCUCCAUCAUCCAGUUCAAAUGUGAGGGAAACCUACUUAGAAAGGUUCACCCGCUUUAUAGACAUGACUAGUGUAUUUCAGUUAGAGUGUGUGUGUCCAUGUGUAAUUGGUAGUAGGCCAGUUACAUUUUAAAACUGCUCCUUGUGUAAAUCGUCCCUCUUCUCCCAAGUACUGUGGGUUUUGUGCAUAGUUUUUACAAAUCUUGGAUUUACCAGACUGUCUUUUCACUGUUUGUGGGUUUUUUAGAAGUUGAGCAUUUUUAUGGUUGAUAAAAUGAAUGUGACUUCUAAGCACUCACUCCUUUUUAUCAGAAGUUAACUUUAACCUCAAUCUAUUGUGCUGCAUUAGCUUGCCUCUUUCUAAUAAUGUGUAGUCUGUAUGACAACUAGAUGUCCAACUGAUUGUCUUAGAAGGUACAAAUUUCUUAACUUUGGCAAGUAAUUUAGUUUUAGGGCUGGGAAUUCAGUGGAGUCAGUACUAAAGAGAACAGACUGAGAUUAUAUAUAUAUAUAGGAAGUUCAUCUACAAUCCUUUUUAGCUACUAAUCACAAAAACAUAAAAUAGUUUGUUUUUAAUCUUACACUCAUUAAGGUCACAUGCAUUAAGGUCUAUCUAUCUACAUGGGUUUUUUUUUUUUUAUUUAAUUGUAAUCAAUCCAUGAUGCUUAUAAGUGUUAAAUAUAAACAAAUAAGGAAACUAACUUCAUUGAAAACAGGGCCAUAUUAGAAUGAGACUUGUAUUUAGUUUCUGUAUCAGACAUCACAGGAUUAGAAAAAUAAAAGGUAGAAAUAUCAGUUGCUCCAAGGUAGUAACUAGAUAGUUCAUACACAUAAAUGUAGACUAUCAGAGCCUGUUAAAUUAAGGAAUAACAUUUCAAAGAUAUUCUGAGUAAUCACGUCAGUUAUUGGCUUCCAGUAGGAAGAAAGGUUCAUCACUAUGCUUUGAAAUUUAAUGGGAAAGUGACUUAAUACCAGUGUUUGUGUGGUGUGAUUAUAUAUGACUUCCCAGAUAAUUAUUUUCACUUAUGUAAAGGAUUUUGAAUUAUUCAAUAAUUGGACUUUUGCUCUACUGUUUUGGGCAAUGCUGUACAUUAUAUAUACACCAGUCUUCUGUUUUGUCCUUAGUACGUUUUUAACUUGGACAAAAAUUAUUCUAGUUAAGCCAUAAGUGUCAAAUGUGUAAACUUGUUUUAAUUAAAGUUGUUUUCUACCAAACUCUAUUAGUAAAUUAUUAUUACUGCUAAUUGAGAAGAGUUACUGAAAGAAUUGUUGAUUUCCUGCUAAAGAAGUAGUGUCCUCCUUAGCUGUCACCGAGAUCCUGUUAGGGGCUCAGGAUCUAUGCAGUAGUAAGCUCAGGAAAUGACUGUCACAUGCCUUGUGUUGACUUCUCCUUCCUUCCCUAAGCACAGGCGUUAGCUUCCUGAAGCAGCUCUCGAAUACCCCGCUCAGAACGUUAGCAGCACUCACUGUUAGUUUAGGUCCUUCUUGGGCAGGCUGUCUGGCUCUGACCAGGUAUGUUCCUUUGAAGCACAGCUGCCGUCUUUCAUCUUGUAGGUAAUUCACAGGCAAGCUAUCACUCUCUAACCUCUGUAAACGAAACUACAGCUGAAGGGAGAGCUCUAUUCAAUGUGAUAGCCACCUGUGCUGUGUACAGUGUAUGUGUAACAUGCAUGCAUAGAUACCUAUUUUCAAUGUUAGUUUUCUCAGCUGCUUGGAUCAAUUUCAGAUAUUCCACCUUAAUGAGAGAUUCUGAUUGCAAGUCUGUAUGUGUGAACAAUUUGACCAGAGCUCAUUAGACCACAUUUGCUAUUCUAACUAGGAAUUCUAUAGCAUGAUAGAUUUUUACCAAGAUGGUGAUGUGGUACACUAAAAAUGUUCCUCUUCAUAUCCACUUACCUGAUUAAAAAUGCCAGGUGAAGAUGGAGUCUGCCAUCUACUCCUGUAUGCAGAGCAAAGGCUUCAGUUAACAAACUUUAUUCCAUUGGUCAGAGAAUGGACUAUCUACCGCAAAUAGCAAAAUAUCCUUAAAUCUGCAUUGUGUAAUUCGCCAAUAAAUACUAGGCAUGACUGCCCAUGCUGUAAAAUUACAUGGUAUAGUUAUCUUUAAAAGAAUUGUGAAGCAUAAGCAAGAUGCUUGAGGAAACAGCCAUUUUCUAUACAGUGAUCUUGUACAGGUAUGUCCACAGGGACGUUCACUGAUAAGGUUGUGCAAUUCAUAUUUACCUCUGUCCUUAGAGUGACACGUGAAAUUUGUUAUGUUGUAUUUAAGAGAUUGAUAUUGGCAUAACAAAAGCUGUCUGAAGUCAGGGGCUUUAUACUUGUUAAUAUAAAGUUGAAAUUCUUUUUAUGUGAACUAGUUGGGAUACCUAUAUAGUUGAUAAUUGCAUCAACCUGGUUAGCCUUUUCUCAUUUCCACCAUCAAAGAAAUGGAAGGUGUGAACUUUUGGUAAAAAGGAAAUAGAAUAGCAUUCUUAAUAAACAAUAAGGAUUCCAUACAAUAA
Messenger RNA from Peromyscus maniculatus bairdii (prairie deer mouse), 4481 nucleotides. NCBI's taxonomy places the organism in Eukaryota, Metazoa, Chordata, Mammalia, Rodentia, Cricetidae. The record is from RefSeq and is a predicted model, not a curated record.